AGACUCGUCCCCUGCCCAUAAGAAGUUUACAGUCUAGAGGGGGUGUCAGACGUGAAUAUAAAUAUGAAAGAGCACCAUCCUGAGCGUCAGAAAGAAUCCCGAGGAGGAGGGAGUAUCCCCUGCAUCCAAAAGUGCUCGGCAUUCUUGGGGCGCCCCCGGCACAGAGUGACGGUUGGUGAUUUGUGGAUUUUUCUGAGACCCAGGCACGAGAGCCCGAACCGUGACCCUCCCGCCGCCAGCACAGGAGCACCCGAACUGGCGAUGGCCAAGGUCCUCUUCUCCUCUCUGCACCCCAGCGUCUGGGCCCGCGCCGGCGGCCUAGCCUCCCUGCCACCGAAGCCUGGUACCCCCAGGCGGCCUCUGAGUGGUGAAGCGGAGUCCCCGGGCGGGGGACCUCCAGGCGGGGAGCCUUCGGCGGAGAACGACAAGUUGCUGAGAAACCUGUCCAUCGCAGGAGGGGACAGCAGCCAGGUGCGGCGGCACCGGCGGUGGCCCACCCACCUGAGGGAGUCGGCGAUCAACAAGACGGGCCUGGAGCAGUUCCUGUUGGCCAGGGGCGCCAGCCAGGAGGCGGUGGCCAGCAUCAUCUCCCGCUACCCCCGGGCCAUCGUUCACAGCCCCCAGGUCCUGCAGCGGCGCUGGGAGUUGUGGCGUGGCCUCGUGACCUCCGACCUGGAGGUGGUCAGCAUCUUGGAGCGCUGCCCCGAGUCCUUCUUCCGCGGCAACAGCAACACCAACCUGGAGCAGAACAUCGCGUUCCUCUCUUCGCUCGGGCUGAGCCCCACCCUCCUCUCCCGUCUGCUGACCAAGGUGCCCCGCGCCUUCUCCAACAGCCUGGAGCUGAACCAGCAGAUGGUGGAGUACCUGCAGGGGGUCUGCCGGUCCCAGGGGGGUGACAGCCCCCAGGACUUUGCCCUCAGGGUGCUCUCCAAGAACGCUUUCAUCCUCACCCACAGCAUCAAGCGGGUGGAGACCAACAUUGACUUUCUGAAGGGCACGUUCCGCCUGGGCGGCAAGGACCUGUUGGCGGCGCUGGGCGGGCCGGGGAGCAAGAUCCUGGACAUGUCCAGCGAUUGCAUCAAGAGGAACUUUUGGAACAUCGAGGCCAAGCUGGCGGGGCUGGGCUGCCGCGAGGAAGAGGUGCGCGCCUUCGUCCGGAGCUACCUGCCCAUGCUCUUCCUGUCCCGGGCCACGUUCAACGACAAGAUCGACUGCCUCCUGCAGGAGCGCAUCGAGAUCUCGCAGAUCACGGCCUGCCCCAACGUGCUGAGCGCCAGCGUCAGCACGCUCAGGAGCCGCGCGCGGGAGCUGGUGGACGCCGGCUGCCACCGAGGGACCCUCAACAUCCUCUUUCUCUCUUGGAGCAAGAAUAGGUUCGAUGCCAAGAUGCGCAAGCUGCUCAAGGAUUCGGCGGGCACCCGGAUAGGGGGCAGGCAGCCGAUCCCGCGGCCCUGAUUCCACCAGUUUGCCGGCCGGCCCCACCCACCCGUCUGUGCCCGAGUGCGGGAGGGGCGGUAGGGGUUCCCACUCCAUCUGCCCCGGGCCCUCAGAGGACCCUCCGCCCCCUGGGUUUUAGGGCUUCCUGCGACAACAUUCUUUUUUUCCAGAAGACAGAGGGUGUGCCUUUCAUGGGUGAGAACAGCGAGGUCAGGGGACGUCGGCGGGACCGAUCGACGUCGGGGGAGGAGCGGAGGGAAACAAGACCCUGCCCCCGCCACCGGUGCGGUGGGCAGAUAAUCUAGGCAGCCUUGUCUCUCCGAGACCGAUCCCAGAUCCCGUCAGUGGCACGAGACCGGGGCACGGAUAGGCAGCCCUCGGGUCAGGGGUGAAAGCCAGAGGGAGGCGCGGGGGUGGGGUCGGCAGUGGCUCCCUAGAACACCCGGUGCCCUGUCUCUUUCCAGAAGUCUUCCCUCCCUCCCUCCCCCAGCCCUCCGGCCCACCAGCUGCUGUUUGCUUCAGCUCUGAUCUGUCCCCUGCCCUUGCCCUCACAGUGGAAGACCUAGAAAACUACACCUUGACAAGGGUCAGUCAUUCAGUCGUACUUAUUGAGCACUUACUGUGUGCACAGCACUGUAGUGAGCACUUCGGAGAGUACAAUAUAACAAUAAACAGACACAUUUCCUGCCCACAGUGAGCUUCCAGUCUAGAGAGGAGCAUCGCAGCCACCCCAAUCCCAGCUGGGUCUCGGUUGGUAGCCAGGCCCCUGGGUCUAAAAUGUGCACAUUGCCCCUUCCUCCCAAAGGGGUUCUUGGGUGGCGGGAGGCUUCAGUCCCCCUUGGGGGGCAGGAAGGGGUGACAGGUAUCACCCCCUUUUACCCCCAGAAUGGGCAACACGGUCAUGAAGAAAGAUAUGAAAAGGAAAUACUUUGUCUAAUAAACGAUGUUUUCAAGAAGC
Messenger RNA from Ornithorhynchus anatinus (platypus), 2395 nucleotides. RefSeq names its product mitochondrial transcription termination factor 1 (gene MTERF1). Bases 64 to 1455 code for a protein of 463 amino acids. Gene Ontology annotation, biological process: termination of mitochondrial transcription; regulation of DNA-templated transcription. The record is from RefSeq and is a predicted model, not a curated record. The transcript has a single exon. Gene Ontology annotation, molecular function: double-stranded DNA binding. Gene Ontology annotation, cellular component: mitochondrial matrix. Lineage: Eukaryota; Metazoa; Chordata; Mammalia; Monotremata; Ornithorhynchidae.